CCACGAGACAUUAUCCUCUUCCCCGCUCACUUCGUCCUAGCUCCGUCGCGACGCUGACUGCCACCGGCCGCCUUCGACCCCCUCCCGAUCCACGCCGCCGAGCCAUGCCGCAUCCCUCUUCCUCUCGCCGCCGGCGUGCCGCGCCGCGUCGCAUCCUUCUUCUCCCGCGCCGCACUGCCGCAUCCCUCUCGUGCAUCCUCGCCUCCUCCUCCUCCUCUUCCUCCCGCGUGUAUUCCUCUUCAUCCACAAGUUCAAGAUGUGAUUUUCUCCACCUCCGACAGCCGGAUUCGCAGCGCCGCCGCUUGAUUUGCAGUGCUUGUGGCUGGGGUUGAUCCCCAUCGGCGAGUCAGAUGCUGUGGCCGGAUUCGCAGCGCCGCCGCUAGAUUUGCAUUGCUUGUGCGCACCGGCGCCGUCGACGACGGGGAGCUGCUGUUGCCGGAGCAAAAAUCGCGUCUUCCCCGAGUUGAAGCCGCCAGCCACCGCUCCGGCUUGCUGCUGUUGCUGCCGAGCAAAAUCGCAGAGGCUGGACGCGGACAAGAGGGAGGGGAUCUACGUGGUGGGCGGGGAAGGCAACCUGGAUGGCCUCAUCACGCUCGGGCACAUCAUCGCCAAGCUCGUCUACGAGCCGCCGGAGUACUUCGGGGACUUCUUCAACGGCGUCAUCCCCAAGCCGCAGAACAGCAGGUUCUGUAGUCUGACAUGCUCCGUAGGAUACCAGAACAAGACGUUGCAGUAUUCCAGGCUGCUCCGGCUGCUCCUCCGCUUUAUCAACUUGGGAGGAGAAGCUGGUCCGGCGGCACCGGCCUCCUUGAGGCGGAUGCAUGGGUGCAGGAAGCGAGCGGAGACCAGCGGCGAGAGGCGAGCUCGAGAGAGUGGCCCGCGGGAGAAGGAUCUCAUCGCUGGUGUCGCCAGGGCGGGAGGAGAUGAUGGCGAGCUCCAGCAGCAGCGGCGGCCUCCAACAGCCACGCGGGUUCCAACAACUGUCAGGAUCCCGAUGGAUCUGACCGGAAGAGGAUCAUGAAGAACGGAAAUUUGAGAAGAAUUCAAGAUAAAAGAGAUAAAUUGCAGGAAUUAAACUAAGAUAAAUUGCUGGAAAUAAAAGAUAAAUUUAGGGUUCAUAUUCUUGGUUGAUUGCAAAGGGAUACAACGGUAGGCUUAUAUAGACCUAACCAACUACAACAUGACAACAUAGGUGGAAUACCGAUACUACCCUUACAACUAUUAACCCACUACUCAUACCCAUAUUAGUCCCUGGCAUUACUCCCCCCUUUGAAACCAUUGCUCAGCAAUGGACAAGUUUGUACAGAAACUUUUCAUCAAUGAUCAAUAAUCCUUCAGAAUGCAUUCACCAUAUCAAGAUGGGAAGAAAGGUAAUGAAAAUAAUAUCUAUUUCCCAUAUCUGAAGAUAGUUCUCUGAAGGUAGCAUAUUCUUUGCAUUGCAAUUCUUCUGAACACCUUGCUGAUAGACAAAAGCAAUUCCAGGGUCCCACUGCAGUUUUACGCUGUUUUCCAAUGAAGAUAACCAGCGAGACAAAAUAGUGAACAUAUGCCUUAGGAAGGGGUUGAACAGGUAGAAGAGGAAGAGGGCUUUGAUGAUCCUGGUGAUGAAACAGUAGAUGAUGAGACUUUUGAUGGCCUGGAAGAUGCCAAUGAAUCUAUACACUUGAUGGACCCAGUCUUGUCAGGUAGUCAGACCCCCAUAAUUCCUAAUUCCUCAGUGCCUUUCCGGACAUGUUCCAUGUUCCCUGAAAAUUUGGAGGUUGUUGACAACGAGUAUAUGAAGGUCCCUACUGACCGCAAAAGCUGGACUGGGGGCGAUGUGGAUAGGCAUAUUGCUUCUGUUGCCAGUCCUAAAUCCCUACCUGGACAUUUGGAGUACAACAAGCUGGAUUUAGAUGUAUGGGAGUUUGAACCUCAGUCAUAUGCUCAUGUUGAAGAGGAGGUGUUAUCUCUUUAUGAAAAAUCUGCAAAUGCUACAUACUGCUCUCAGAUUCUGAGCUCUUUCAACCUGGAGGAGACCGAUGAGGAUCUCUGUGAUACUAAUGACGAACAUUCUGAAGGUCAGUUGGAGGCUCUCCCUCAAGACCUGGUUGAUAAAUUUGGUUCUGUCAAGCGCAAUCUUCUCCCUGUGCUCGAACAACUUUCUAUCUCCAACAAUGGAAAUCAGAAGAAAAAAAACCUAUUGUCAAUCCAGAGCCUGUGAAGAAAAUCUGGGGCCCUACUGUUGCUACCACCAGAAUGGCCACCAGAAAUCAUGGUCACCAAAAUAUUAUUGAAAAAGCUAAGGAUUAUCAGAAGAGGAAGAACCUUGAGGUUCCACCUUCUUUUCGAGAUUUGAGGAAGAAACGAAAGUAGAAUCUGGGAGGAGUUUUUCUCAAGAUGACGUCCACUGGGUUGCCCCAAAUGUUUGAUCUGAAGCAUGUCAACAGCCUGCGCAUGUCUGCUUCAAUUGGAAUUUCAGAAGCGCUUGACCCUCGCUGCGUGCGUCUUGCAGCCACCUCGGCGUUGGGGACGGGCCAUGCUUGAAUGCGGAAGGCGAGUUCAGCCGAUGCCAAUGACGCCAAGAACGUCGAGCUCUUCAGGAUGCAAGGUGCAAAGGCGGCCGGCAUCUACAAGUUGUUGCCGCCGAAACCAUACACUUGCCCAGGAGUCAGGACCCUCAGCACGAGGCUUGGGAUGCCGAAACAUGGACAUGAAAGUCUGGAUGCAUCGAGGGCUUGCUGCAACACUGCUGGAUAUCGAGGCAGUCUGGAUGAGGCCGUUUCAGCCCUGAUCCAUGACCUCCUUCAUGCUCCAGACCAAGCCCUCCAUCAAGGAAUGGCACAUAUAUACUAUCGAGAAGAUUAUGGCGAUUUUGGGAUUGGUAUCUCAGUUAGUAAUGUUCAACUUGAUGUCGCACCAGUCGAGUCCAGGGAUAGCACCAUACCAGCUUCUGAGACAACACGCAAAUGGAUACGUUGCAGUUCAGCAGUUUUCAGUAAUUAAUGGUUCCGUUCAAAUGGUAAGGUUGGUUAGACUAGCAACCUGAAGGUGUGGAGGUACCUCUUCAGUCUUGAAGAUGAUCGGAUCUAAGACAAGAUCAAGAGUAUGCCAGACGCUAAAUUUUGGUGUUCCAGCUGAAUAUUUUCAAGUUUUCUUUUGGAUAACGUCACAUGUCUGACUGAAAGCCAGUAGGUCUCAAGGACUAUAUUUACCUUUCUUAGAUGUACACCAUAAAUCAGAUUUACAGCCUAGACUAGAUAUCGACCUGGUAUUUAUCUCUAUUGGAUUUACCUUAAAAAAUUCAGUGAAUCUUAAUCACUUAUAGCGACAUACAUAGACAUCAAAACAAGUUAAAACUUAUAGUUUGAAUAAUGUCAUGAUUAAAUGUGAUCUACAUUGAUGAAGUAAACAUAGUCUUUUAUCCUACCAAUGGAUAAGCAGGAGGGUAUCUUGAUUUGGAUGAUGAGUUUGUAGAUAGAUACAUUAUCCUACAAAUACAUGUUGUGCCUUUGCAUUUUUGGACAAUAAAAGCUAUAGAUCGGAUCUUGCUGCCAUAUUGUAUUGUUCAUUCCAUCGAUGAUACCUCCCUCCCCUCGCGUAUACUUAGAGAGAGAUUAAAUUCCCAAAUAAAUUAUCAUCAAAGAGAUAUCAAAUUCUACAGAUAUAUUGUUACAAAGCUUAUGUUAAAAAUACUUUCUCGCUUUUGCCUUUGCGCCGGGGCGCAACGGGUCAUCUAGUGGUGGAUAAAACAAGAUGGGUUUGCUGAUUUAGUUCAGCAGGUGUGGAAUACUGAGUGUCCUUGCACUUGCAAUUGACAUUUGGCAAUUCAAACUGCGUUUGUUAAGGAAAAAAACUAAAGGGUGGAGUAUUAAUAUUGAAGCUGCUUUGAAAAAAAGGAAGAAGGCUCUUAUGCAAGAGUUUGAUAUCCUUGAUGUUUUCUUGGAGCGAAACCUCCUGAGUGAGGAUGAGAAAUCUAGAAUGAAAGAGAUUAAAGUGGAAAUUGAAGAUAUUUGGCUUCAAGAGGAAACCAAAGCGUGGCAGCGUUCUAGAGAUCGAUUUUUUUUU
Molecule: messenger RNA, 4047 nt
Organism: Lolium rigidum
Lineage: Eukaryota; Viridiplantae; Streptophyta; Magnoliopsida; Poales; Poaceae
Exons: 7
Coding region: 2527-2985 (152 amino acids)
Source: RefSeq, a predicted model, not a curated record